Mustela erminea (ermine) is the source of this 8976-nucleotide messenger RNA. It is a transcript of the gene BRF1, whose product is annotated as BRF1 RNA polymerase III transcription initiation factor subunit. Gene Ontology annotation, biological process: transcription by RNA polymerase III; transcription preinitiation complex assembly; DNA-templated transcription initiation. NCBI's taxonomy places the organism in Eukaryota, Metazoa, Chordata, Mammalia, Carnivora, Mustelidae. The record is from RefSeq and is a predicted model, not a curated record. The transcript is spliced from 16 exons. Gene Ontology annotation, molecular function: RNA polymerase III general transcription initiation factor activity; TBP-class protein binding; RNA polymerase III type 3 promoter sequence-specific DNA binding. The coding region runs from base 3438 to 5510 and encodes 690 amino acids. Gene Ontology annotation, cellular component: transcription factor TFIIIB complex; nucleus; transcription preinitiation complex.
CCUCGGGCUCCUCGUGUGGGACGGCUCCGCGUGGGUCCCCCCGACUGGGCUCAGUUGCCGCCGUGACCUGCUGUCUGUGUUCCCUUCCGGCCCUGGGGACGGACUGUCACGUUGGAUUUCAGGGCCCCUCACUGGCUGGGACGGGGCAGCCGGACGCCCGGCCCCCGUGGCCAUUGGGGAGGGCAGGAGCACUCUGCCUGAGACUGGCCGCUGUCCUGCUGUCCUCCCGGCCCCCACCGUCCGCCGGCCCUUCUAGGAGAGGACGGGGGUCUGAUCCACCGUUGCGGUUGGGCCGCCGGCCCUCUUGCACAGACCUGGCAGGCCGUCCCGUGUGCCCCCCUGGGAGAACGUGUGAGGCUUUCUCGCCCUUCGCCCGGGCCACUCCCCUCUGCACCUGCUCUGUUUUCUGCCGUCCCCUGGGUUCCAUUCACCUCUCUGACACGGGCCCUGCUCCGGGCCCGUGUCCUUGUUCUGCAUAGCACAGCCUCCAGCGGUUUCCUGCAGGUGGUUUCCGCCUGUGCUCCGGGCUGGGCCGGUGGACCCCAGGCUGCACUGGUUUCCAGGAUGUGGACAGCGGUGCCCAGUCCUCUGUCCAGCAGCUGGGCGCCCUGACCCUUGGGCCUGCGUCUGUGGUGACUGUGCUGUUCCCCGGAGGCCCUUGCUCUCCAAGCUGUGCACCCAGAGUCCCCGCCGUGGCCUCUUAAGCUGCUCGUGUUUCCUCCCGGGACGUCACUCUGGCUCACAGCGCGGCCGCCGGCUGCCUUCCCGUGUGUACUCCCUCCGCGCUCCCACUUCCCUUCCACGGCAGGCGGUCCGUCUCCCGCCGCGUCUUCACUUCUGCUCCCACACGUGCGCCCGGAGGAGCUCUGGGUCCUCUGAGCGCUGCGUCUUGGUGAUGUCCUGUUCUGGGACCACAGCCGCCCUCUGGGUGCCUCUCGCGGCAUCUGUGUCCCCCUCACAGGCUGUCGUCACUGGCCGUGGCUCUUGUCGGUACGUGUGGGCCACUGGAAGGGUCCUGGAAGCGGGGUGCAUGGCUCGAUGUGUUGGCUGCACUUCCGGUUGGGCAGUUCUCCGUACGAGAAUCUUUCAUUAAAGUGUAAGGUUUUGGAAACCUAGGAUCUGAGCACAAAGUACCUGACGCAAGUGAACGCUGGAAGCAGGCAUGGGCUUCGGGUUCCGGUCACCGCAUCCGCCAGACGCCGCCGCUACCUGGACGCACCUGCCUUGCCUCUGCUGUGCUCUGUCCCCCCCAAACCCGUGUGUGGUGUGGAUGUCCCUGAGCGGGUGCACGGAGCUUGAGGCUGGGCUGGCGCUGCCCGAGUUCCCAGGAGUGCUGGGGAGCUGGACGCAGUGUGCAGGCCAGGCUCUGGAAUCUGGCCGGAGGGCGGGGGCUCAGAGCGGAUGCUCCCGUGGGAGAAGUAGGUGUAGACAAGCCGCCCAGCUCGCUGGCCACGGGGGGAGGUGUGCUGUGCCUUGUGGGCUGCGGUGGGAGGGAGAGGGCAUGGCCCCUGUGGGAGACCCUUUCUCACUACGGCAGAGUUCCCCCUCGGCCUCCUAAGAAGUGUCCUCAGACACACUGGGCCACGGUGCCCACGGAAGCACCGUCACUGUCACCCGAAGGGGCGGCUGGAUAGGGGCCAGGUCCAGAAGGGUCUUGCUGUCUAGCCCACUGUCCCUGGACAGAAGCAUCAGGGGGCAGCCACACAGCCCUGUUGUUGCUGGGCGGGCCCAUGUGCAUCCGUGGGAGGGUCCUCGCUGCCACUGGAGCCUGUGGCGUUCACGGAUCUUACCGAGCUGCCGGUAGGCCUGAGCUUGGAAGCUGUGUGUGCAGGGAGGCCGCCGUCCCCUGUGACUGGUCACCCCCGAGGGGGCCUGAGUGGGAGGGACAGAUGUGCCCAGCACACCACUGCCUGCAGCCCUCCUGCUCCAGGCUGGCACACGUCAGGGGUGGCCGGUGUCACUGGGCCCCAGGAAGUUGCAGAUUCAAAGACCACGCACUGAUGUGUUGGCCGCCUAGGGGCUUCUGACCUCUGGGGGCUGCUGGCCAGCAUGUCCGUCCUGCCCUGACCGGUGUGUGUGGCUGUGUCUGGGGUCGAGGUCCGGACGAGGUGUCUGUGCGGCGAGUAGUCUCCCCGCCAGCUGUGGCCAUCAUGGUGGGCCCUUCCUGGGGCUGCACUCUGGCCACGGGCCGCCUUCGCAUGUGGUCCGUUACGGCUCAUGUGUGCACUUGUUUUUCUGCCCGGCUCAUAGAAACGCUCUUGUGGGGUCCCUUCCAGAAGCUUUUAGUUUUACGGGCUCCCUGGGAAUUCGGGGCUUCCGAGGGAUGGGCUUUGCUGCGCUCCCGGGUGCCCCUUCCUCGGGAGUCUGCGCCGUCCUCAGCCUCUGUUCUCGGGAAGCUUUUGAACCAGAUUGUCGAUUCCUCUGAGAAACCGUGCGGGAUGUUUGGGUCGGGUUUACGGACCCACGUGUUGGGGUGGAAAGUGACUUGCUGUUAGCAACGCCGAGGCUUCCCGCCAGUGACCAUCGCGGCUUCCUCCCGCUGCCCCCGCUUGCGGCUGUGUUACUGCUGACGCGGGGCCUCUGCCGUGCUGGGUUAGCUCGGUCCCCAGCGUGCGCUCCGCACGAUCGCAGACGGCCUCAUGCUGACGCGCACAAGCGCGGUCCGGUUUCCCACACUGAUGUCACGUCCGAUACUACGAGAGUCAGUUGUCAGUCCUGCUGUCUGAAUGUCGGAAUCUCGUUGCCUUUGGCGAUCGCGCGCACGGCCCGCUGUGGUGCGUCCCUCCCCGCCUGUGUCCCGUCGCCGUCUCCUUGCCCGUCUGCACGCCCAUGCGGCCGCGUGGUGUGUGCCGGGAACGGCGCUGUCCACGCCCGGUGUGCAAGGCCACGGGCUCCGGCCGGUGCCGUUCAUCGGCCGGAGCACGUGUCCUCUGUCCUGUAGCCGAGGGCUCUUGUCAGGACGGGCGUGGGUCUCGGCGUCUGGACCGUCACGCGGGCUCCAGCCCUUCGCUGCCGCUGUGGUGAGCCGCACUGACCUCCAGACGCGGAAGCAGCCUUGGCCGCGCUGUGUCCCCCCUGCAGGUGCUGCCGGCGUGUGUGCCGGUGUCUAGUGGGGGCUUGUGCGGUCGGCCUGUGCUCCGGUCACAUCCUUGUCGAGGCCACACGGCACCCGCGGGCUGGGGACCGUCGGCACCGUUUCUUCUUCCACGGCUGGGCCUUCAGCGUGGUCCUUGUGCAAGUGUCGUAACUGCCGACUCUCCUUCGGCCACGGGGACGGCAGCACGUGGGCCUCGGGCCUGUUGUGUCAGCUCUGCACGGCUUCAUCUUGUUCACGCGGCGCAGACCCUGCAUGUUGACAGAGCCCUCGUCCCUGCUGGCACCUGCUGCCAUGGUGGACACCGCCGGCUUUAGGAGUUUCUUUUCUGGGUGAUGGCUUUAUGGAGAUGAAGCGCACAUUCCGCACAGCUGACCCGGUAGAGCCCACGGCACCGCGGGGCCCUUGCCAUGUCGCCUGGGAGACAACCGCAGCCCGCGGUCCAUACCUCCCCAAGGGUCCGUCCAUCUCUGCGGUCCGUCCGUCUCCGCGAUCUGUUCGUCUCCGUGGGUCCGUCCGUCUCCGUGGGUCCGUCUCCGUGGGUCUGUCCUUCUCCGUGAGUCUGUCCAUCUCUGCGCUCCGGUUGUGUCCACAGGUCCGUCCGACUCUGUGGUCUGUCCUGGGUGUGGCAGGGAGCUGCGGGCCGGCCUUCUGGCUGUGGGAGGCUCGUGUGUGGAUGCAGCCUGCAUGUCCGAGGGUGAACGUGUAUGUGCUGGGGAAGACCUUCCUCCUCCUGGCAAGAGAGCUGUGCAUCAACGCGCCGGCAAUAGAUCCGUGCCUCUACAUCCCGCGCUUUGCUCACCUGCUGGAGUUUGGAGAGAAGAAUCACGAGGUGUCCAUGACAGCCCUGAGGCUCCUGCAGCGCAUGAAGCGAGACUGGAUGCACACUGGCCGGCGCCCUUCGGGCCUCUGCGGGGCAGCACUUCUGGUUGCGGCCAGGAUGCACGAUUUCCGGAGAACCGUCAAAGAGGUCAUCAGCGUGGUCAAGGUGUGUGAGUCCACACUGCGCAAGAGGACCCAGAAUGGCCCGGGUCGUCGAGGGGCUGCCCGCCUCUGUCCAGGGUCUUGGUCCAUCUUCCUGGCCCCCACCAGCUGCGCCUGCAGUGGCCCUUCUGCCCACACCCCAAGGCUGACGGAGUUUGAGGACACGCCAACGAGCCAGCUCACCGUGGACGAGUUCAUGAAGAUCGACCUGGAGGGGGAGUGCGACCCCCCAUCAUACACCGCCGGGCAGCGGAAGCUACGCAUGAAGCAGCUCGAACAGGUCCUGUCCAAGAAACUGGAGGACGUCGAAGGUGAGAUCUCCAGCUAUCAGGACGCCAUCGAGAGCGAGCUGGAGAACAGCCGGCCGAAGGCCAAGGGGGCCCUCGCCAGCCUGACCAGAGACGGCUCCGUGGAGGACUCUGCGUCCAGCUUGUUUGGCGAGGAGGACCCCGAGGAUGAGGAGCUGCAGGCCGCCGCCAGCCACCUCAACAAGGACUUCUACCGGGAGCUGCUUGGCGCCGGCGUCUCCUCCAGCUCUGGGGAGGCAGGAGGCCCUGAGGGGGGCAGCCGACCCCCCGCCCUGGAGUCCCUGCUCGGCCCCCUGCCCACGGCAGCCAGCCUGGGCAUCUCGGACUCCAUCCGGGAGUGCAUCUCCUCCCAGAGCCAGGAGCCCACAGAACCCGACGCAAACGCUGCGGCCCUGUGCUUCCCCGUAGCCGGUGCGCGUGGGGACGGUGAGCUGGACCUCAGCGGCAUCGACGACUUGGAGAUUGACAGGUACAUCCUGAACGAGGCAGAAGCCCGCGUGAAGGCCGAGCUGUGGAUGCGGGAGAACGCCGAGUACCUGCGGGAGCAGAGGGAGAAGGAGGCGAGAAUCGCGAAGGAGAAGGAGCUGGGAAUCUACAAGGAGCACAAGCCCAAGAAGUCUUGUAAGCGACGGGAGCCCAUCCAGGCCAGCACAGCUGGGGAGGCCAUCGAAAAGAUGUUGGAGCAGAAGAAGAUCUCCAGCAAGAUCAACUACAGCGUGCUCCAGGACCUCAACAGCAAGGGCGGGGGCAGCCUGCGUGGGGGCGGCGUGCAGCCCCAGGAGCGGGCCGGCGCCCGGAAGCUGUCUCGGAGGAAGACGCCCGCAGGCAGGAGCGGGGCUGACCCCGUGAGCAGCGUGGGGAAGAGGUUGCGGCCGAUGGUGUCCGCCCAGCCGGCCAAGAGGGCAGCUGUGGGGGAGACCUUGCUCCCGAGCUCACCCAGCCUGGGAGCCGAGCCCGUCAGGCCCACAGCGGUGGUGGAGAGUGGGCCUGUGUCCUACCCCCCCGAGGAGGACCCCGAUGAGGAGGACCCCGACGAGGAGGACGGCGAGCCCUGCGUCAGCGCCCUGCAGAUGAUGGGCAGCAGCGAUUACGGCUGUGACGGCGAGGAAGAGGAAGGCUACUGAGCCGCAGCCCGCAGCGCGCAGCUCCGCACCUCUGCGGCACCUGCUGCCGGGACCCCGUCUGGAGCACCGUGAGGGGCGUUUGCCCGGCAAGGGGACUGGGCCGGUGUCUGCGCGUCUGGUCCGAUGUGGGUCUCAUGGCCCAGGAACCUUGGCAGGCGGCACCGUCCCGCCCCACGGGAGGACGCUGAGGCAUGAGGAGGCCCACUCUGGGAAGUGAGUGCUGGACUCACUGCCCCUGCGGAGCUGGGGGCCUCGGCCCCGCCCCUCCCCGGGCUGAGAAGUGCCGCACCCAGCCCUCCCACCGCCGUGCCUCCAGCCGGACCGGCCUCUCCUGCACCGGGCAUGGCCCCGCCGCCGGUGACCUGAGCCAGCAGUGCUCUCCGCAGAUGAGGGACCGUCCGUGCCCAGAGGCCGUGGGGGUGCCCUGUGCAGCCGGUGCGGCUGGCCUGACCCUGCCCCGAGCCGGAGUCAGGAGAGCGGGGUCUUGUUUGAGCGGGGCCUGGCUCGAUCUGUAGACGGAUGGCAGACCGAGCGUUCUGGCCGCACCACUGCCCUCCCGUGCAGCGAGGGGCCCAGCCCCGCCACUUGAAGGCCCAGGGACCACUCUGAGGGCCUCAGUGUGGACAUCGCUGUUCUGGACAUGGCCAGGGAGACAGGGCAGAAACUCAUGUCCCUCGAGGCCACAGCCUCGGCCCCCCUGACGGCAGCCAAGCCAGGCCAUAUCGCCUGCCCAGGGCUCAGCCCUCUGUGUCCAGGCUGGAGUGUGGCCGAGUCUGCAGCAGGGAAUCUUGAGGUCCUUGGCUGCACCCGUCCUGGGUUUUGGAGAGCCAGAGCGGGCUGUGCGGUCGGUGGGACAGGAAGACCUACCUGCGCAGACACCGCUGAGGCUGUGGCCUGGGCUUCCCCGCCAGGCUCCGUGGCCGGCCCCGGAGGAGGGAGCUGCAGCAGGGCACCUGGCCUGUGGGGGUGGGAGAGGCACAUAGCAGGGCCCUGGCCCCGUUGUCAGAAGCACGGGGGGGACGUGGCUCGGGCUUCAUCCUCACCCCCCUCACGCCCACCCCCGUAAGAAGUGCCUGAGCCUGUGUGUGGCGUGGGUUGUCCUGGCCGAGGCCCCUCAUGGGAGGGAGGACUGGGCCGCAGCGGCUCUUCCGGGAGCCCCAGGCACUGGCCGUCUGGCUCUAGGGUGUUCGCUGUGCCGUUCAGGGACAGGACCCCCAUGUGGAGGGGUAGCUGUGGCUUUGGAAGUGACCAGGUCACCUUCUGGGGCCCAGGGCCGCCGGUGCAGCAUGGUGUACGUGGCAGGCUCCGAGACGGGGCUCAGUGAGGAGGAGGCGCCUCCGCUGGGAGCCGGGCCAGAGCGGGUGUCCCGGCGGGGGCUAGUGGGAAAGCUGCACCUGCAAAGCAGGGGAGGGAGGGGUCCCACGGGCCGUCGGCAGGGGAAGGGGUUUGAGAGAAGCGGCAGGCGCUCAGGGUGGCCAAUGGGGCCACGGCCCGGAGGCCAGGGGACUUCAUGGGGAGGAGCCUGGGGAGGCUGCGUGGGCCGGUGGGGCUCUGGGCACGUGAGGCCUGGGGGCGGACGGCAGCGAGCGGGAGUCUGGCUGAAGCAGGAAGGGUCAGGCUCCUACAUGGCUUGGAGAGGGGUCAGGGAAGAAGGGCUGGUGAGAAGGACUGUCCCCCGAGAGGGUGUCGUGUGGAGGGGCAUGUGGGGUAUUCAUGGUUGGGUGGUGGUCAAGGUGCUGGUCAGGGGUGAGGCCCAGGCUAGCAGCCGGUAGGGCCCCUCUGGGCCACGGCCCGUAUCCUGUGUGCCGGCCACCACGGCCACAUGUGUGGGCUUGAGGGGGACACUCAGGCCUGUCUGCGCCUGUCCCACAUCUGCGGUUAUGGCUGCCGCAGCUAGGACAGGACCUCAGGCCCCCACUUCACCUGCUGACCUGUGUUCUUGCAGGGUGGGCGGCAGGAAUGGGCACCCUAGAGGCUUGGAGAGCCUGGGCGCCUGGGCCAGGGAGAGGGCCAGGGCCUUUGGGAGCCCUCGGUCCAGGGUCCAAGGGUCAGCGUCCCUGAGAUGCUUCGAGGGCCAGGGGCCUGACUCAGGCCGGGUCCAUCCCCGAGGAGGAGCAUCGGGCAGCGGCCGGAGCACACGUCCCCCGCCGCUGCACGCCAUUGCCUGCAGGUGAGGCUGCUUCCAGCCGGGGCUCCGCGGCCCUCCCUGCGGGCGGGAUGCGUGCGGGCCGCCUGCCAGCUUGGACGGCACCACGGGAGGCCAAAGGGCACAGGCGCUGGCGUGGAGGGGGCCUCCCUGGGCCGCGUCCUGACAGCCAGCCCCCUUCUGGGUGCCGAGGCCUGGCCGGCGACCACAGGCUCGUCCUGAGAAGGGCACACAGCGGAGCCAGGGGAGGUGGUGAGGGGGUUCUCAGAGCCCUGGACACCUGUCUGUGCUGACCGUCUGAGGAGCCCAUGUCUGCCCGCUGGCAUGCUCGUGCCCAUCCCCGAGCCUGCGGAGCUGGAACCCGAGGCCAGCACGCUAGCGAGGCUGGGGUCCCUGUGUGGGGGUCCCAGGCAGCAAGCAGGCACGUCCAGCCCCGGGAAGAGCUGGGCAGGGGGGAGGCUGGGAGGAGUGCUCUCCAGAGCUGUCCCUGGUGACUGACAUCUGUGCAGUGGCUCCAAAAGGCCUCCCUCCCACACCUGCCCGGCCUGCUGGCCACUGUCACCAGUAACCACGGGCACGCCAGCCUGCUCAUUCUCCAGCCUCGUGUGUACUGGGCCCACACAACCCGCCCCCCGCCCCGUGCCCUCCUCCGGCCCCACGGUGGCUUCCGGCUGGGUGACGGCCCGAGCAGGAGGCGGGACUGGCGUCCGUCUGUGGGUACCAGCGCUGCCCAAGGGCAGUGAGCUCUGGGGAGGAGGGGCAGGGGUUGGGUAUCCCCCAGGGACUGAGGUCCCCGGGGCGGUGUCUGCUCUGUCCGGGGCUGCCUCCAAUGCGUCCAGCUCAGGGAACCCAGCGGGAGCCCCAUGGGGUCUGCUGGGGUGAGCACCUCCCCUUGGCCAUCCCGGAACUGGGCAGCAACACCUCUGUCCGCCGCCUUCUCCCAGGGUCACAGUGUCCCCCUCCGUCCACCUCUGGGAGGUUGCAGCCCUGACAGACUGCGUGGUGGGGCGGCGCUGGCAGGUCCGAGGCCGGCAGUGCGGGGUGGCCGUUGCGGGUAUGGGUGCCCAGCCCUUUGUUGAUGCAGCUGGGGCCUGGGAAGAGUGUCGGGCGCCUGGGCACCCCAAGGCUGCGGACAGUCCAGCCGGGCUCUCAGGGACUCAAACUGCAGAGCACACAUGCAACCGCUAGGGGACAGGGGCCCGGCCAUCUGUCCUGGGCCUUUGCUCAGCUUCCCUGCCCCCUGGCGGCCACUUGCGCACCGUCGGGCGCUACCCUUGGGAACGCUGUAUUCCCCGAGUAAUAAAGACUAGAAGCCUCAAA